GAUGACCUAGUAUGACUCAUAAUUACUGUAGUUCUUGACUUCUUGUUAAUGUAUAAAGGCGCAUGAUGGAAGAAAAUUCAAUAACAAAUAAUAUUUUCGGUUUUCUCUUAGUGGCGAUAUGUUGGGGAUUUACGAAUCCUUUUAUUAAACAGGGAUCUAAAGGGUUAGAGAAUAUUAAAAGGAGUAAUUGGAUUAAUCAAACAUUAGCAGAAAUUUGGUUUCUUAUUACAAGAUGGCAGUAUAUUGUCCCUUUACUUUUAAAUUUAAGUGGAUCUAUAGUUUAUUAUUACACACUUGGUCAAGCAGAUUUAUCACUAGCAGUUCCUAUUACAAAUUCAUUAACAUUCAUAUUUACAACUUUAGCAGCUAACUUAGUUGGUGAAGAAGUUGGAUAUAAAGAAUCUUGGAUUGGUAUGGCAAUUGUUGUAAUUGGUGUUGGUUUAUGUGUUAAUAGUAAAGUUAAUAGCAAUUAAUCUAAAUAUACUGUAAAAUAUAUUUUUUUCUUUUUUAAUAAAUUUCAUAA
This is a messenger RNA of Rhizophagus irregularis DAOM 181602=DAOM 197198, 523 nucleotides long. RefSeq lists its product as uncharacterized. Lineage: Eukaryota; Fungi; Glomeromycota; Glomeromycetes; Glomerales; Glomeraceae. The record is from RefSeq and is a predicted model, not a curated record.